GCGACGAUCUUCCAAUCCAUUCUAUGCUUCGUUUUCUUUCUUUUUUCUUUUAUUUUUUUGGUUUAUCCGGCAUCCAUCAUUCCUAACACAACAGGUUCCCGGUAUUUUCCUCCAACUCAGACGCUUUCUUUCCCCUGCUUUUCUCUGCUAGAGGUACUGGAGAGUACUUACCUGGCAACCGCAUCAUUCGGUCUUUGAAGAUUUCCAUCGACUCGCAAUUUUCUCACUGGGCUACAAACUUGAGCGCUCUCCACCCAUCGAGCCACCUCCAGUACCUUGACAGGACACAAAUAUGGAUCCUCCACGUUCCAAAACCAUCUCUCCUUACAACUUCGGCCUCGGCCACGACUUCAGGAUCGCCCUUAUCCAACCUUUUCUCUACUUCUUCUUAGAAGUCAUCCUUGACAUCGCUCCUUGGGGAGUGACUCCGAAACCCCAAAGUCUAACAGGGACGACCUCUCUCGACACCGACAGUCUCAUUCAGCCCGACCAACUGCUCGCCUCUCUCGCCCAAAGUCGUGACGAAAUCAGGGUGAAGGCAGCUUUCAUAUCCAUAGGCAUCACCGCUUUAUUAUCCUUUGUCUUCCACCAAAUAGAUUUCAUGUGGCAUGACCCAUUUGCCUUCCGUCGUCGCCACAUCCCGGUCCCCUCCUUUAUCAAAAACGGGUUGUUUGAUUCGGAUCCGAUCCCGGCGCCUGAUGAUUACGCCGUGACCAAAAGCCGAGAGGCACUGCGGUUGCUCUUUCUGGUGGUCAUUUCAGGGAUGCUCUGCCCCAUUACAAACUAUUUUUUUAGGCGCGCAGAUGGAGCACUUGUGUAUCCAGACGAUUGGGAGUCGCGUUUACUCCAGUCAGACUUUUGGAGGUUUAUGGCUGACGAGUUACUCGACUCAAUUGUGCUGUCUCAGUCUGGGUAUGACGGGAUGAUGCAUGCGAUGAAAGCCAUCAUGUUUCUUGUGCGUAUAGUGUUUCCGUGCAUGGCUACGGCGGCGACCACUAUUGCGUUAGCGUUUGCGACUUUUGGGAGGAGGCAUGGCGUGGUGGACAUAUGGGAUAGGAGGAUUGAGAGGUGGGUGGAGGCUUUCGAAAAGGAGAGAUCUGAGGUGACGCUGGAAGAGUGGAAGAUUUUAUGGGAGAAGCAGAUUCUGGGGAUGAGCUUGAAGGCCGUUAAAGAUGAGGUGGAUAUGGACGAGAGGAAAAACGAGUUGCUGACUUGGCGGAGGGGGAUGAAGGAGGGCAGGGGGUAUGGACCUGAUUAUUGGUUGCCGAGAGAGAAAGGAGCAAGCGCAAAGGCCGUUCCAGGAUUCGAACGCAGUGGAUGAGGACGCAAACCGCCCCAGAGGUACUGCUCCUGAUUAUUUAUCUUGGUGUUGGGAAUUUAAGGCAGGCGUUUAUGGGCAUACAAACCGAUGAUUUGGCCCAAAAGCAGCAAGGGGAGUUAUCUGGAGGCCUUCGAUGUGUUGUUCACCGCACAAUUUGCACAAAUGCCGUGGUAACCAUACAUAGGCAAUUGAGCGAAUCGAAUCGAUGUUUAAUCAUACUGGGAUCGUGCAUGGGAGCGUCGCACUGAACCGGUGUGAACAUGAAGAUGCGAGAACGUGGCACGGCAGACUGGAGGGUUGAAAAUGAGGGUUGUAUGACGAUCGGUGUAACAGUCGAAGGAUGAUAAAUAGGUGUAGUCCGAGAUGUUCGAGGUCGAAUUUGUUCUUCUUUCUUCUCGUGAUUUUGCUUGCGAUUCUAGCUUGAUCAUUUUUUACGCGCAU
Neurospora crassa OR74A is the source of this 1762-nucleotide messenger RNA. RefSeq lists its product as hypothetical. NCBI's taxonomy places the organism in Eukaryota, Fungi, Ascomycota, Sordariomycetes, Sordariales, Sordariaceae. Bases 293 to 1321 code for a protein of 342 amino acids. The record is from RefSeq and is a predicted model, not a curated record. The transcript is spliced from 2 exons.